CAACUUCUCUCUCUCCAAAAUUAGCACCCAUCCCUUCUCUCUCUCUAUAUAUUAUAUGAUUUGUGUCUAUAUAACUAACGGUAUAUAGCCGGCGAAGUUGUAAUAUUUUCUUGUUGUAGUAAUAAAAGUCUACCAUCAACCGUCCAAUGUGUAGACUUUGACCGAUCGAUCUUGAUCGGAGAUUCAUCGCCGCCGAUGGGGCAUUGCUGCAGCAAGAACGUCUCCGCCUCCGUCGUCAAGGACGACACCACCGUCUCCGUCGCCCCCAACCACCGCGCAAAACCGCCUCUUCCGGCGGCGACUCCCUCCGGUAACGGAACCGUAGACGUCCAGUCCAAUAAGAACACUCCAGCUCACUCCUUCUCGGCUAGCCCAUGGCAAAGUCCUUACCCCGCCGGAGUUGCACCGUCGCCGGCGAUGACUCCGCGGAGGAUAUUCAAGUGGCCUUUCCCUCCGCCAUCGCCGGCGAAGCCGAUCAUGUCGGCGAUUCUGAAGCGGCAGGCGCCGCCGAAGCCGGCGAAGGGGCCGAUACCGGAAGACGACGGUGGAGAUGGUGAAGUGCUCGAUAAGAGCUUCGGUUAUCCGAAGAACUUUGCCGCCAAGUAUGAAUUGGGGAAGGAGGUAGGGCGAGGGCAUUUUGGUCAUACUUGUUGUGCAAAGGGUAAGAAGGGAGAGCUUAAGAAUCAACCUGUGGCUGUGAAGAUAAUUUCCAAAGCUAAGAUGACAACAGCAAUAUCAAUUGAAGAUGUUCGUAGGGAAGUGAUGAUAUUAAAAGCCUUGUCUGGACAUAAGAAUCUGAUCAAAUAUUACGAUGCCUUUGAGGAUGCCCACAACGUCUACAUCGUAAUGGAAUUAUGUGAAGGUGGAGAAUUACUAGACAGAAUUUUAUCGAGAGGUGGAAGAUACACGGAGAAAGAUGCUAAGGCUAUUGUCAUCCAGAUAUUAAGUGUGGUUGCUUUCUGUCAUCUUCAAGGUGUCGUACACCGUGAUCUAAAACCAGAGAAUUUUCUCUUUACUACUAGAGAUGAGGAUGCUCCUAUGAAGUUGAUAGAUUUUGGUCUAUCUGAUUUUAUCAGCCCAGAUCAACGUCUCAAUGAUAUUGUUGGUAGUGCAUACUAUGUUGCACCAGAAGUACUCCAUAGAUCAUACAGUCUUGAAGCAGAUAUUUGGAGCAUUGGAGUGAUAACAUAUAUACUGUUAUGUGGGAGCAGACCCUUCUGGGCACGAACUGAAUCAGGAAUUUUUCGUUCUGUCCUAAGGGCCGAUCCAAAUUUUGAUGAUUCACCUUGGCCUGGGGUAUCAGCAGAAGCCAAAGAUUUUCUCAAACGGCUUUUGAACAAGGAUCACAGGAAAAGAAUGACUGCUGCCCAAGCACUAACUCACCCGUGGUUGCGAGAUGAAAACUACUCUGUGCCGUUAGAUAUUCUGAUCUACAAAUUAGUGAAGUCAUAUGUUCGUGCCACACCUUUGAAGCGUGCAGCGCUUAAGGCUCUCUCAAAUGCUUUAACAGAAGAUGAACUCAUUUACCUGAGGGCUCAAUUUGAGCUAUUGGAACCAAAAGAUGGGUGUGUCUCACUCAAUAAUUUCAAAAUGGCCCUUACCAAAAAUGUAACUGAUGCCAUGAAAGAGUCAAGGGUUCCUGAUAUUUUAAAACUGAUGGAGCCGCUCACUUAUAAAAAGAUGAAUUUUGAGGAAUUUUGUGCCGCUGCAAUUAGCACGUAUCAGCUUGAGGCUCUUGAAGGUUGGGAGAAUAUUGCAAGUACAGCAUUCGAGUAUUUUGAACAAGAAGGAAACCGAGUCAUUUCAAUCGAGGAAUUAGCCCAGGAAAUGAAUUUGGGGCAGGCAACGCACUCUUUGCUCAAGGAUUGGGUUAGAAGCUCUGAUGGAAAACUCAGUUUCCUCGGGUAUACCAAGUUGUUGCAUGGUGUGACAAUUCGUAGUACUAAUACAAAACAUCAAUAGCAUGUCUACUGAGGGACAUAUAUAUAGUAAUUGUCACAAUAAACUUCCUUGAGAAGUGCUUUAUUUUCUUCUCUCUCUCUUUUUUUAUUUGUUUAUUUGUUUAUAUUUUUUUAUUACUUGUGUAGAAAUGAAUGUGAAGACAGGAUCAUAUAUCAAGAUUCUUGAGGCAAUACAACUCCAUUCCAACUCUUGUGAAA
Messenger RNA from Camellia sinensis, 2159 nucleotides. Its product is annotated as CDPK-related kinase 4. Gene Ontology annotation, biological process: protein phosphorylation. The record is from RefSeq and is a predicted model, not a curated record. Gene Ontology annotation, molecular function: protein kinase activity; ATP binding. Lineage: Eukaryota; Viridiplantae; Streptophyta; Magnoliopsida; Ericales; Theaceae.